AUGCCAAAUGAAAAACAAACAUUUAGUUCAUUACGAAUGGAUAUUAAGAGUGUAUUAAGGCCGUUUGAUGAUGAACGACAAUAUUUACAAAAACUCCGCCAAUCAUCGACGAUUGAACCCAUUUUACUUCGUCUAUUCGAUUUAUUAAAACCGGAAGAUUAUCGUUUAUUAUUUUCUACAAUUAAUCGACAAAAAUUAGAUUCGAAAUGGUUAGAAACAUUUAGUAAAUUAUGUAUGCAACGUUAUUUAGAUAUUGAUGAUAUCUUUUUUUCGGAUAAAAUUCUUACUAAUCAACUUAAACCAGAAUCAAAUUCAAAAUCAAUUCUUGAAAAUUAUACAAAUUAUCUUAUAGAAAAUUUCAAGAAUUUUUUUACUGUACAUUAUUUUCAUGCUAUUAUACAUGAAUUAGAAGAAUUAAAUCAUUUUAAAACUGAACAAAUCACCAAACAAAUAAAUAAAAAUAAUGAUAUUAUACAAAAACUUUUCUUAUUAUUCAAUAAUAAUCCACAAUUUAAUGAUGAUUCAAUUAUUCAUUUAAGUUCAACACCAGCACAACCUAUCUAUCUUAAUUAUAAAGUUAUACAUAUGGUAUUUUUACGUACAUCUGUUUUAAUUAAAAAUGAUGGUGAUUUACGUUUACCAUUGAAAGGUAUAACAACAGCAUUUGUUGCUGAUUUAAAAACUACAAAAAUAAUUAAUAUACUCGAUGAGACAAAUAAUAAACCUUAUGAUAUACCAUCAAAAUGGCUUUAUUUUGCUAAAGAAUGUGACAAAAAUAUAAUUGUACCAUUAAAAUUACGAGUAUUAAUUAUUGAUUCUCAAACUGGACAAUAUCGUUUUGGUUUAAUUGGUGAAGAACCAGGAAAAAAUAAUAAUUAUCGUUGUUUAAUAUUUUUUACUGAUGAUAAAACAAAUAUAUCAGCGAGUUAUCAUGAUUCAUCAGAUAUUCAUGUUUGUCUUGAUCAAACAUUUGAAUGUGAAAAUGAUUUUUUAAAUUGUUAUUUUAAAUCUUAUCCAGAACGUAUGAUGUUACGUGCUAAAGAAGAUACAAUUGUUAAAAUACGAAAUAUAAAUUCAACUAAUAGAAAUAGUUUUAUACAAGCAACAGUCAUACAAAUUGAUUGUUCAAUGAUGUUAAUUGAAUUAAGUAAUACAAAACAACGUAUUUGGAUUUAUCGUGGUUCAACAUUAAUUGAACAAAUGAAUAAUUAUUAUUUAACACAGAAUAAGGCGGAUACAAAUGGUUUUAGUAGACAUUCAGCGAGACAACAUUUAUCAGCAAAAAGAUCAAAUGCACCGGAAAUUAUUUGUUUAAAUGAUCAAAUGAGAACAAAAAAUGUUCGAACUGCAGAACAAGUUAUUGAUGAUAUAAGACCUUCAAAACGAAAACGAGUAUCAUCUGAACAUGAUUCACAAAAAUCUUUGCCAAUUCAAACGGAAUCUCGUACACUUCGAUCACAUCAACAAAAUAUUAAUUCGACAACGUCAUUAACAGAUAAUGCCAUUACAUCUGUACCUAUACGUUCGAAUCAUAUAAGUACAAAUCCAAAAAUAAUAAUCGAUCCAUUAUUUCUCGAAUUAACAGAAAACUUUCUUUUUCAUUAUUCAAAAGAUUUUAUUCCACAUUAUUGUUCUCAUAAAUGUGUUAUGCAUGCAGAAAAAUUUUUAUAUCAAUUACCGAGAACAAUGAAUCCUUUUUUAAAGCCAAUUGCAUGUCAAUGGACAAUUCUUGAAACUAUACGAAUUAAAAAAGCGAAUGAUGUUCGACUUAAAAAUACACGUUCAAUAUUAAUUUAUCGUGCACCAUGUGGAAGAAAAUUAUUUAAUGAAUCUCAAGUAGAUACUUAUCUACAUGAAACAAAAUCGAAAUUAUCAAUUGAAUUAUUUGUAUUCGAUAGUUCAGUUAAUAUAAGACAAUCCUAUUGUUCCGAUGGUAAAAUUGUAAAAUCUGAUAUAUCAAAUGGACAAGAAAAUGUUCCAAUAUCAGCUGUGAAUGAAGUUGAUAGUGAAGAACCAAGUCCAUUUACUUAUCGUGUUGAACGAACACCUGUUGAAGGUGUUAAUAUGGUUACUAAUGAGCCAACAAUGACAUGUUGUACAUGUACAGAUGGAUGUAGAAAUCGAGCUCAAUGUGCUUGUUGGUUACGCACAUUGAAAUAUGCUGAAUUAAUCGGCGAUGAACGUGUUAAAUCAAUGAAAGCAAAACAUAAAAGUCAAUCUGAAAUUCUCUAUCAAAUUGGUUAUGGUUUUCGACGUUUAUAUAAAAAUGCACCUGGUGGCAUUUAUGAAUGUAAUAGUAAAUGUUCUUGUCAUAGAGAAACAUGUUCAAAUCGAGUUGUUCAAAAUGGUGGUAUUGCACAACUUCAAUUAUUUAAAACUGUUGGCCGUGGUUGGGGUGUACGAACUUUACAUGAUGUGCCAUUAGGAACAUUUGUUAGCGUUUAUUCAGGUGAAAUAUUUACUAGUGAACAAGCGGAUGAAAGAGGAAAAUUAAUUGGUGAUGAAUAUCAAGCAGAUUUGGAUUUUUUUGAAAAUAUUAACGAUGAUUCGGACGAUGAAGACGAUAGUGGUGCAAAUUCAGAUUCAGAUGAUGACGGUGACGAAAAUAAAGCACCUUUGUCAAAUACUGAAUCUAGUAAUCGAUCACGAACUUUACGUCCACGUGAAAUAGUUAAUAAAAAAGAUACAAAAAAAUCAUCGAAAACAAUGCGUAAUAAAACAGAAAUGAAUUCAACAUUAAAUCGUACAAUGUUACCAGAAUAUGAUGGAGUUGUUUAUACACUUGAUGCAAAAUUAGUUGGUAAUAUUGGUCGAUAUUUUAAUCAUUCUUGUUCACCAAACAUUGCUGUACAAAAUGUUUUUGUUGAUACGCAUGAUAUACAUUUUCCUUGGAUUGGAUUUUUUACAAUGAAAACAAUUCGAGCAGGAACAGAAUUAUGCUGGGAUUAUAAUUAUACAGUCGGUGAAAUAGCUGGUCGUCGAAUGGAUUGUAAUUGUGGUGCUUCUGAAUGUCGUCGUCGAGUUCUCUAG
Messenger RNA from Adineta steineri, 3030 nucleotides. The record is from the annotation of a GenBank genome assembly. NCBI's taxonomy places the organism in Eukaryota, Metazoa, Rotifera, Eurotatoria, Adinetida, Adinetidae.